This is a messenger RNA of Dentiscutata erythropus, 332 nucleotides long. The record is from the annotation of a GenBank genome assembly. NCBI's taxonomy places the organism in Eukaryota, Fungi, Glomeromycota, Glomeromycetes, Diversisporales, Gigasporaceae.
UAUACCCCAACUCCCAAGGUCCUAAAGAUAAUUUUGAAAAUUAUUCAAAAUAUUUUUGGUUUCUAUUAACAUUUUUGUGGCCACGAAAAAAAGUUAUUAAUAAUACUGAAGAUAUGAGUCCUUUCCUUCGUGUUAUUCAUGAAGAGAAUGGUUAUGAAAUCUAUCGGACACCUACAAUUAUGGCAGUAUUGGAUUUUAAAUGGUCAGCUGCCCGAUCAGUGUUAUUACCGUUAGCAGAUAGUAUAGUUGGUAUUUCAUUUGAUCAACAAAUGCAUACUUCUGCAUUUAACUCUGUUUUAGCGUUUACAAUUUUAGUAUUGUGGCUUGAAUUG